This is a messenger RNA of Histoplasma capsulatum G186AR, 3828 nucleotides long. RefSeq names its product LysM domain-containing protein. The coding region runs from base 1 to 3828 and encodes 1275 amino acids. Gene Ontology annotation, biological process: lipid metabolic process. Gene Ontology annotation, molecular function: phosphoric diester hydrolase activity. NCBI's taxonomy places the organism in Eukaryota, Fungi, Ascomycota, Eurotiomycetes, Onygenales, Ajellomycetaceae. The transcript has 12 exons. The record is from RefSeq and is a predicted model, not a curated record.
AUGGCGACCCGCCAUCAUGGGAUCCUGCAAUCCAUUCUUAUUUGGAUGCUCUUGUUCCUCCAAGCUAUAGCUUCAUUUAUAUCUCCUAUCGCCAGGGAGCCACUGCCAAUUGCGCGCAAACACGACAUCCGGGAUGCUGCACCGGGAAAACAGAUGAUUAUUCCCCCUCUUGUAGCAAAAGCUGCCCAAUCCGACAUCGAUGAAGCCAGGCGCCUUGUGGAUGCUGCAAUUAAGAAAGCUUCGGUCCUUAACAAAGCUCGACUGGACCACCCUAUGAGAAAUCGCUAUUCCUCAACGCGUGCUGCCAAAGCUUCUCGUCGCGAUGCAUCCAGCAGAGAUGCCCUGCUACCACCUCUACUCAAGAUUACCAAUGAGAUAGCUGCAGCUGCAGCUCUCCUGGCUGAGGUAGAGGCCGUUGCUGAAGCCAAAGAUCUUUCCAAACCUAAACGCGAUUACUCGUACAUCGAUGCGCUGUAUAACCGUACGGCAGAAAAGCAAGCACAACCCUUCUGGAUGGAAGAUAUUGAAAGAAAAGGGGCCUGGCCGUUUGGGAAUGACCCUUCCUUCAAGGCAAACGAUCGCCCUGUCAUUAAAGCUGCUAGUUCAUUUAUUGGCCUUGGUGUGCUUUCCACAAAUCGCUACGUUGAAAACGGGGGUGCCGGCCCGGAUGGCAAUGCAAAGGAGUGGUAUGUUACCACGGGCAACUUUUAUCGCCAGAUCCGGAAUUUCAGAAUUGAUAUUACUGCCACCAGCAGAGAUGCAUAUGUUGCUGCGCUCCAUUAUCAGGUUGCUCAAGCCACAAGCCUUAUGAAUGUUGACUUUAUCGCUUCUACGGAUCCUGGCACCACCCAGCAGGCCAUUUACGGUGGGAAUCAGCAGUUCACGGCCCAGAGGCUCAAAUUUAACAAUUGCAAAACAGCCGUACAGAUAAUUUGGGAUUGGGGAUGGAUUUGGAAAAACAUUGAAGUCACUGGAUCCACUACGGGCUUUAAGCUUAUGUCUGAGGAUUCUGUCCCUCGAACUGGUUCUAUUCUGGUGUUAGACUCCAUCUUUAGAAAUACGGAAACAGCACUCCUCACGUUCCCCGCUUCUCAGGAAAAAGGAAAGGGGACAACAGGAAUAACCUUCGACAAUGUUGAUUUCGAAGCAGUUAAAAAUGCCGUCGUAGACAACCAAGGAAAAGUAUAUCUUGCUGGGAGCGUUCGAACAGUCGAUACAUGGGCUCUUGGACCGGUAUCUUUUGAUAUGUCCCAAAGAGACUACACCUUAGGGAUGAGCUUUUCCACAAAAAGAGAGCCGACAUUGGUUACCGAUGGGUCAACUUCCCUGCCAAAAGCUCCCUUUUUCGAGAGAGCGAAGCCUCAAUAUGAAGCAAUUCCUGUGUCCAAAUUUGUCCACAUGAAGGAUCGUGCUAAAGGAGAUGGCAUUACCGAUGAUACUGAAGCAUUCCAGAAUUCCCAUGUACGAAUUGGAGGGGCUACUGGUAGCGAACUUACUUCAACAGAGUGCCCAGCGAUCACGAGUGGUGUAAAUGGUGAUGGUUGCAAAUCAGGAAGUCUCAUGAUGCACAUUACCGAUAGCUCAUCGGCAUAUAUGGAAAACGUUUGGCUCUGGACUGCAGAUCAUGAUAUCGAUGAUCCUGACUGGCAAGAUAACAACAAUACCUUGGUUCAAACUUCGAUCUACACCGCGAGAGGACUGCUUGUUGAAAGUACAGAGGCAACAUGGCUUUAUGGGACAUCUUCUGAGCAUGCACUCUAUUACCAGUACAAUUUUUACAAGGCUCAAAAUGUAUUCGCGGGCAUGAUACAAACUGAAUCUCCCUAUUAUCAGCCAACACCUAACCCGCCUGCUCCAUUUGAAUCUGCUGUUGGAAUCUUCAAUGGAGAUCCAGCGUACCAAAAUUGCCAUUGCGGUUCUCCGGGAAAUGAUGCUGCGUGGGCGCUCCGGAUCAUUGAGUCGUCUGAGAUCUAUAUCGCGGGAGCAGGGCUAUAUUCUUGGUUUUCUACCUAUACACAGGAAUGCAGGAAUGGUGGUGGUGUUAGAAUUUUUAAUUUAAUCACCAUCGGCGCUACCAAUAUGAUUACUUCUGAUGGAAACCAGCUUACAUCACAAGAUAAUCUCGCGGUCGACUACCAUCCGUACUGGAGUCAGAUUACGAUUAUAGAUCCCAUCCAAAAAACAGGCCCUCAACGGCUCAUAAAGCAAGGGCUCCAUGCCAGAAAUGAAGAUAAAUGUCCACCCGUUCUCCCGGAAGCUAUCUUGCCUGAAGGGAAAUAUCCCACAAACCUUUCGAUAAUUGAUAUCGGAGGCCACUCAGACCAUGGAUAUUUCACGUUAGUCAACGGAUCUCCAUAUAACUGGAUACUCACAUCUAGUCACUCAUAUCAGAUGGAUCAAUGGAAGUGGCAUAAUGUCCCUGCCGGUGAAUCCGUUCAAUGCGAGUGGCAGUUUGCCCAGUCCUUCAAUAGAUAUGAUGACAAAGGAGAAGCAUACUACAAGAUCGAGGGAACGGACAAGACUUUCCAGAUAAUGGCCAGAUACCAAGAUGAUCCUAACAAUAAUUUUCAUCUUCGUGUUCUAUACGAUGGAUUAGAGACCAAGGAUGUACCGAAGGGCACUUCCCUUGAUUUCCCUUCCCGAGGCGGCUUGGGAGACAUGAGAGCUAUGAAUUGGGUGUUGGCUGGAAGCGAGGAGCAGGGUUACUGGUCAAGCCACAAGCCGCCGAUUGCAUGGAUGUCGUCAAUAUUAACCAUCAUUGGUGAGCGAAAAUUGAAGCACGUUUGCAUGCCGGGAAGUCACGAUGCUGGGAUGUCGAAGCUAAAUGGGCACACUGAAUUUUCAAAUGAAGGCAAUACCCUAACUCAGUAUUUGAAUAUUUAUGACCAGCUAAGAAGGGGAUCUCGAUACUUCGACGUUCGUCCUGCCAUCGGCGAUGGGGGAAAGUUCCUCACUGGCCACUACAGUGAUAUAGAUAUUCUCGACAUUGGGUGGCAAGGGGGGAAUGGAGAAUCGAUCCAGGAUAUAGUAGAUGGGAUAAACAGAUUCACUGCUGAAAAUCCUGAGCUAAUCAUUAUCAACCUCGAUCUAACCCUGGACACGGAAAAUGGCUAUAAACCCUUCAAUGAUGAACAAUGGAGUAAAACUUUCGACCUAUUCGAAGGUGUGACGCACCUUCGGGGUGGCCUCGAGGGCGAUUUAAGCGAGAAGAAAAUGAACGAUUAUAUAGGGAAUGGCCAGGCCAGCGUAAUCAUCCUCUCAUCCGGCGGAGCAACACGGCCAGAUAAAGGCAUCUACUCGACCCGCCAAUUCCCACGGUUCGACAGCUACUCCAAUACCGACGUAGUAUCCACCAUGGCCGACGACCAAAUUGCAAAGCUCAAGGGAAACCGCAACAUCGUCGCCAACGACGCGGAAAGAAAGGACGUCUUCCACGUAUUUUCAUGGACUCUGACACUUACCCGCGUCCUGGAGCGAACCAUCGCCGACCAAUCCAUUGAACUGGCAUAUGACCCCCUCUUCUGGCGGGCGUAUCAUGCUUUCACUCCCUUUUCAUAUCCGAGUGUUCUGUACAUGGAUUUCAUCGGGAGUGCGGAGAAGAAUACAAAAAGCUUUGAUCAGACGACAGGAGAGGUUACCGCAAUGGCCAUGGCAGUGAAUAUGCAGCUGGCGAGCCAGAAUUGUUAUGUUGGCGGUGGCUCGAUUGUCGUCUCAAAGAAGCCACCGCUAGAGCAUCGAUCUGAGGCAGCGAGGCCACACCUGAUGUCGUCCAAGUCUACAGUUUCUUUCCUGUUAUCACUUAUUUUCUUGUAUUUUCGCUUGCUAUGA